UCACUCACGUCCGGUUGAGGUUUUUCUGAACGCACUGGCGGGAGAUAGAAUACCUCUUCCGCGUUUUGUAAAAUAUUAACAUUUACAGCUUUCUGGAGCAUACAGUACACAUUUACAGAUUGUUAACUAAGUUUUGAACUUUUUAGGGGUGAAGCACCAGAGAACUAGCUUGCGGAAGCAGAAUGGGUGACUACAGCCGAGACUCCCUUUAAUAAACACUGACAGGACCCUGUAUCCUCUGGCCAAGGCUGUCGUCGACUCGACGAGAGGGGGACUGAGCGAGAUCGCCAGGGAGACCGCACGCGGACAGUAGCUCGCGCAGCGUUCUCGACGUUCCGUCGGUCGUGAGCUGCCAGGAACCCUCCCUCCAUCCAUCCAUCCAUUCCAUCCAUCCUCGAGACGCGUGCUCGCGGUGCCCUCGCAGCAGCCACCAUGGCGAAGGUUCAGGUGCUCAACGUGGCCGUCCUGGACAAUCCGAGUCCCUUCGGAAACCCGUUUCAGUUUGAGAUCACCUUCGAGUGCAUGGAGGACCUCCCAGAAGAUUUGGAGUGGAAGAUCAUCUAUGUGGGGUCCGCAGAGAGCGAAGAAUAUGAUCAGAUCCUGGACUCAGUUCUGGUGGGCCCGGUUCCUGCUGGGAGACACAUGUUUGUAUUUCAGGCGGAUGCGCCAAACACAGGUCUGAUCCCAGAAAGUGAUGCUGUGGGCGUCACUGUUGUGCUGAUCACAUGCACUUACCGUGGGCAGGAGUUCAUCCGCAUUGGGUACUAUGUCAAUAAUGAGUACACAGACCCGGAGCUACGUGAAAACCCACCUCUUAAACCUGACUAUUCGCAGCUCCAGAGGAACAUCUUAGCAUCAAACCCACGUGUGACACGUUUCCAUAUCAACUGGGAGGGCUGUGCUGAGAGGAUGGAAGACUCUGAGAAUGUAGACCCUGCCCCCAAUGCCAUGCUGCCCCCAUCCUGCCCUGCUGGAAAGGCCCCAUCACUUGGUUUAAUGCCUGACAACUCCAUGGACUGCUUAUAAGUGAAGAUCUUGAGCACUUUCCAUCUGUAAACAUACACAUACUCUUUCAAGAAAGCAUACAUUAUCUACACACACAACUACCUGAUGAAUCCAGGCACUUGAAGGUUAAGAAAUGGUAGUGCUCAGACUUUCAAUGAGAAAUACACAUGCACUUGCAUACAUGUUCAAUGCACUUGAAGUGCUCUAACUGAAGGUUCAGUGGAAGGUGUCCCUCUGUCUCAUGUCAGUAGGGACAUGUGACCUGACCCACACAUCUUUUGGGUAUUAUCUUCCAUCUUCCUAGGAGGACAUCUCUCAGGGCUUUACUGACUGGGAGGUUAAUCCCUUGGCUUGAAACUGAAGUAUUUUUUUUCUCAGUACACUAGCUGUAUUUUUCUUCCUU
Molecule: messenger RNA, 1408 nt
Organism: Scleropages formosus (Asian bonytongue)
Lineage: Eukaryota; Metazoa; Chordata; Actinopteri; Osteoglossiformes; Osteoglossidae
Product: histone chaperone asf1b-B
Exons: 4
Coding region: 433-1026 (197 amino acids)
Biological process (GO): DNA replication-dependent chromatin assembly
Cellular component (GO): nucleus; chromatin
Molecular function (GO): histone binding
Source: RefSeq, a predicted model, not a curated record